Molecule: messenger RNA, 1521 nt
Organism: Hydractinia symbiolongicarpus
Lineage: Eukaryota; Metazoa; Cnidaria; Hydrozoa; Anthoathecata; Hydractiniidae
Product: alpha-(1,3)-fucosyltransferase C-like
Exons: 1
Coding region: 32-1285 (417 amino acids)
Cellular component (GO): membrane
Molecular function (GO): alpha-(1->3)-fucosyltransferase activity
Source: RefSeq, a predicted model, not a curated record
UUUGUGUGAAACUUGGUUUUACUUCCGCAAAAUGACACGGCGAAUUGGUAUACUGCAUGGACGCCAUAUUUAUAUCUUCAUUGUCGCAAUCGGCGUCGUUAUUAUGUACAGAUUAGUCGUGAAUAUUUUUACGGCGUAUGUCUUACGUGUAUAUUCUAAAGAAAGUUGUGCUACGUGUCGAGAAAAGUUUAAAACGAAUUACAAAGAUGACGAAAAAUUGAAAAUUUUGUUUUUCACUUCAUCCGUUAAUGUUUCUUCGCUUCGACAAGCUUGUUGUAUACUCCAUCAGAAACAUUUCGGUGGAAUUUAUGCAGGAAAAGGAAAAAACAAAAAAGAAAGGUUUCGGAUGAAAAAAUAUUACCUCAUUCGUUGGAUAAGGACGUAUCGUGUGAUAAUAUUUCAUGUAAAAGAUAUGCCCGGACCCAGACUGUUACGUGAGGUUAGUUUGUCACGGCCCCACGGUCAGUUAAGGGCGUACUAUAACAAAGAAAGUCCUUAUAAUACAAUAAACUUAAUAAAUGGGAAGUUUGACCAUUUGUUUAACUUAACCAUCACUCCACUGCGAAACUCGGAUAUUUUUGCUCCUUAUGGGUAUUAUGAGCGAAAAGAAGAACGUGUCCACAAAACUGAUGUAAUGAAAUUGAAAGUGAGGCAAAUACAACAUGGUAUUAAUAUACCUUUCGAAAGUAAACCUCUGUUAGUGGCAUGGGUUGUGAGUAAUUGCGGACAUCGUCGAGAUAAUUUCAUCACAGCUCUUUUAAAAUAUUUACCAAUAGACAUCUAUGGAAGAUGCUCAGUGAAGUUCAAUCAAGCCAAAAGAUGCGAGAGAGACAGCUACCAAUGCGAGGCUGAGUUACAAAAGUAUAAAUUUGUGAUUGCGUUUGAAAACAGCUUCUGUGACGAUUACAUCACUGAGAAGUAUUGGGACGCCAUUUUCAGAGGGAAUGUCCCGAUUGUUUUGGGUGGUCGAAAGUACGACGAGAAAGUUGUAAUCCCUGGAUCGUUUAUACAAGCACGAUCUUUCCAUAGCGCAAAGUCUCUUGCAGAGUACAUUAAAUAUGCUGCUAAUGAUAAAAAAGAAUACGAAAAAUACCUACAGUGGAGGGAGUUGUUUACGCUCAAUUACGAUCCAAACAAUCUCCAUCGCUUAGAUAAGAUUGUUGAUCAAUUACAUACUACAUUGCACAACGGGUUUAAAAACAACAGUUACGUGCUGUCUUCAUUUUACAGUAGACGAAAAAACUGUGUUUUAGAGAUAAAUGACACCUCCUGGAACGAGACCUAGUAACAAAGGGAGAAAUACAUUAGUAUGUACAAGCACUGCAGCAUAAGGUGCCCAAAUGUAAACAAAACGAAGUGUAUUAAAAUUUUUUUUUGAAUUUCUACAACAGGGCGCUUUCUCAACUGUGUGAUAUGAUAGGACGUAAAAGUGACGAAGCUAGAUUGCCUACGUUUUUGUUUUGUUAGAAGCAUUAUUUUUUCAUAAUCUGUCUUACGGAAAUACAUUUUCGUAAGAAAUAA